GGCCGCCCCUCCUCUAUCUAUCUUGUGCUGGACGACGGGACCGGCUGUGGUUCCCUUGAGUUGAGGUUUAUUUCACACAUUCUGAUAGAAAUAGAACCUACGCACUUUUCCGUUUAAUAUUUUUCCUCCCCAACGCCUUCUUCAGCCUUUCGCUCAUAGACUUUUAACGACACGAGAACUACAGGAUGUAUGGAACAUCUACCGGCCCACAAACGGGCAUUAAUACCCCUCGCUCGUCACAGUCAUUGAGGCCACUUAUUCUGGCUCAUGGCUCGCUCGAAUUCUCUUUCCUCGUCCCGACGUCGCUUCACUUCCAUGCAUCGCAAUUGAAGGAUGCUUUCACAGCAUCAUUACCACAGCCGACAGAUGAGCUUGCGCAAGACGAUGAACCCUCCUCGGUUGCCGAACUGGUCGCAAGAUACAUUGACCAUGUUGCACGGGAGGUGGAAGAGGGUGAAGACGAUGCCCAGGGCACCUACUUGGAGGUUUUGAAAUUGGCAUUGAACGAAUUUGAACGGGCCUUUAUGCGCGGCAAUGAUGUGCACGCUGUUGCUGCUGGCCUUCCCGGCAUUACCUCGAAGAAGGUGCUAGUUGUCAAGGCCUAUUAUGCCGGUAGAGCUGCCGCUGGGCGGCCUACCAAACCCUACGAUUCGGCCCUGUUCCGAGCCGCGUCAGAGGAGAAGGCGAGCAUCUAUUCAGUUUUUGGGGGACAAGGUAACAUCGAAGAAUAUUUCGAUGAGUUAAGAGAGGUUUAUACCACCUACCCCUCGUUCGUGGAUGAUCUGAUCACAUCCUCUGCCGAGUUGCUUCAAUCCCUUUCUCGUGAGCCCGAGGCCAACAAGCUUUACCCUAAAGGACUGGACAUCAUCCAGUGGCUCCAGGACCCGGAUUCUCAACCUGACACAGAUUAUCUUGUGUCCGCACCCGUCAGCUUGCCGUUGAUUGGAUUGGUUCAGCUAGCACAUUUCGUUGUUACCUGCAAGGUCCUCGGUAAAGCACCCGGUGAGGUCCUCGAAAGAUUCAGUGGAACCACUGGCCACUCUCAGGGAGUGGUCACUGCAGCGGCAAUCGCCUCUGCCACGUCUUGGGAAAGUUUCCAGCAGGCUUCUAAAAAUGCAUUGACCAUGCUUUUCUGGAUUGGUCUUCGCAGCCAGCAAGCCUAUCCGCGUACAUCUAUUGCGCCCUCGGUUCUGCAAGACUCGAUUGAGAAUGGAGAGGGUGCGCCCACUCCGAUGCUGUCUAUCCGAGAUCUCCCAAGAGCAGCCGUGCAGGAACACAUUGAUAUGACCAACCAGCAUCUUCCCGAGGACCGCCAUAUUUCUAUUUCCUUGAUUAACAGCGCUCGCAAUUUUGUUGUUACUGGACCUCCCUUGUCUUUGUAUGGUCUUAAUCUGCGCCUGCGCAAGGUCAAAGCGCCCACAGGUCUGGAUCAGAAUCGUGUUCCUUACACCCAGCGCAAGGUCCGCUUCGUCAACCGAUUUCUCCCUAUCACCGCUCCUUUCCAUAGCCAGUACUUGUACCCGGCCUAUGACCGUAUCCUGGAAGAUCUGGAGGACUUGGAGAUAUCCCCCGGAUCACUAGCCAUCCCCGUUUACGGCACUAAGACCGGUGAUGACCUGCGCAAGACCAGUGAAGCCAACGUCGUACCGGCGUUAGUUCGCAUGAUAACCCAUGAUGCUGUCAACUGGGAGCAAGCCACAGUCUUCCCUGGUGCCACACACAUCGUUGACUUCGGACCCGGUGGCAUGUCGGGCUUGGGUGUCCUGACCCACCGCAACAAGGAUGGAACCGGUGUUCGUGUGGUACUUGCGGGGGCGAUGGAUGGCACCAACGCUGAAGUGGGUUAUAAGCCUGAGUUAUUCGAUCGUGACGAACACUCCGUUAAGUACGCCAUUGAUUGGGUCAAGGAGUACGGGCCACGUCUCGUAAAGAACGCGAUGGGCCAGACUUUCGUGGACACCAAGAUGAGCCGACUGCUAGGAAUUCCGCCAGUCAUGGUGGCCGGAAUGACACCCACCACUGUUGCUUGGGAUUUCGUUGCUGCUACAAUGAACGCCGGUUACCAUAUAGAGCUUGCGGGUGGCGGUUAUUACAAUGCCAAGACCAUGACUGAUGCUGUGACGAAAAUCGAAAAGGCCAUCCCUCCCGGUCGUGGUAUCACGAUCAACUUGAUUUACGUCAAUCCCCGUGCUAUGGCAUGGCAGAUUCCUUUGGUCGGUAGGUUGAGGUCUGAAGGCGUGCCGAUCGAGGGUCUGACUAUUGGUGCCGGUGUUCCGUCCAUUGAAGUGGCAAAUGAAUACAUCGAGACUUUGGGGAUCAAGCACAUCGCAUUCAAGCCGGGCUCCGUUGAUGCUAUCCAACAGGUAAUCAAUAUCGCCAAGGCUAACCCAAAGUUCCCUAUCAUUCUUCAGUGGACCGGAGGCCGUGGUGGUGGUCAUCACUCAUUCGAGGACUUUCAUCAGCCGAUUCUGCAGAUGUACAGCCGUAUCAGACGUCAUGAGAAUAUUGUCCUUGUGGCAGGCAGCGGCUUUGGUGGCUCCGAGGAUACCUACCCCUAUCUCUCCGGCACCUGGUCAUCUGGCUUCGGGUACCCGCCGAUGCCUUUCGAUGGCUGUUUGUUUGGCAGCCGCAUGAUGAUCUCCAAAGAGGCUCAUACCUCGAAGAAUGCCAAGAAGGCCAUCGCCGAUGCACCUGGCCUUGAUGACAAAGAUUGGGAGAAGACAUACAAGGGAGCCGCAGGAGGCGUGGUUACCGUCCUGUCUGAAAUGGGUGAGCCGAUUCACAAGCUAGCCACUAGGGGUGUGUUGUUCUGGCACGAGAUGGACCAGAAGAUUUUCAAAUUGGACAAGGCCAAGCGCGUCCCGGAGCUGAAGAAGCAGCGCAAUUACAUUAUCAAGAAGCUGAACGAUGAUUUCCAUAAGGUCUGGUUCGGCCGCAAUGCUGCUGGCGAAACCGUUGACCUCGAAGAUAUGACCUACACUGAAGUCGUCCACCGCAUGGUAGAUCUCAUGUAUGUCAAGCAUGAGUCAAGAUGGAUCGAUGAGUCUCUGAAGAAGCUUACUGGCGACUUCAUCCGCCGUGUUGAGGAACGCUUCACUACAAGUGAGGGCCAGCCAUCUCUUCUUCAAAAUUAUUCUGAGCUGAAUGCUCCCUAUCCUAAUAUUGACAACAUCCUGGCUGCCUACCCUGAGGCAGCCACUCAGUUGAUCAACGCCCAGGACGUUCAGCAUUUCUUACUACUCUGCCAGCGUCGGGGACAGAAGCCCGUUCCCUUUGUACCUUCCUUGGAUGAGAAUUUUGAGUACUGGUUCAAGAAAGACUCUCUUUGGCAGAGCGAGGAUUUGGAGGCUGUUGUGGACCAGGACGUCGGAAGGACAUGUAUCCUUCAGGGUCCCAUGGCUGCCAAGUUCUCAACUAUCAUUGACGAGCCUGUCCAGGAUAUCUUGGACGGUAUCCAUCAGGGUCACGUGAAGAGCCUGAUUGAGGACGUGUACAACGGAGACGAGACGCAAGUGCCUGUCAUCGAGUACUUUGGGGGACUGUUCGACAGAACCGACGAUGAGCAAGAUAUCGACGGCUUAACAAUUGCGGAAGACGGUGACAAGAUCACCUACCGCUUGUCAUCUUCUCCCUCGGCUGACUUGCCUGGUCUGGAUUGCUGGCUUCGUGUUCUUGCUGGCUCAGCGUAUUCCUGGAGACAUGCGUUGUUCUUGGCAGACGUGUUCGUUCAGGAUCAUCGUUUCGAUGCCAAUCCCUUAAAACGCAUAGUCGCACCCGUGGCAGGCAUGUACGUGGAAAUCUCGCAUCCAAAUGACCCAUCCAAGACGAGUAUUAUCGUGCGGGAGCCUUACCAAUCCGGCAAAUUGGUCAAAACGGUCGAGGUAAAGAUGAACGACAAGACUCAAAUUAGCCUUACUCUUUUUGAGGGUAGGACCGCGGAGGCUGCUGUCGUUCCCUUGACAUUCCUCUUCACGUAUCACCCUGAGGCAGGGUACGCACCCAUCAGGGAGGUCAUGGAAGGCCGCAACGAUCGCAUCAAGGAGUUCUAUUAUCGUGUGUGGUUUGGCAACAAGGAUGUUCCUUUCGAUACACCGACGACUGCCACUUUCAACGGUGGACGUGAGACAAUCACGUCGCAAGCUGUAGCUGACUUUGUUCAUGCUGUUGGCAACACUGGUGAGGCUUUCGUGGACCGACCUGGCAAAGAGGUGUUCGCCCCCAUGGAUUUUGCCAUCGUUGCCGGAUGGAAGGCCAUCACCAAACCUAUCUUCCCUCGUACCAUCGAUGGUGACCUACUGAAGCUGGUUCACUUAUCCAAUGGAUUUAAAAUGGUUCCUGGGGCUCAGCCUUUGAAGGUCGGGGACGUCCUGGAUACUUCGGCUCAAAUCAAUUCGGUCAUCAACCAAGACUCCGGCAAGAUGGUCGAGGUCUGUGGCACUAUUCUCAGAGAUGGCAAGCCGAUCAUGCAUGUUACCAGUCAGUUCCUGUAUCGUGGUGCCUACGUGGACUUCGAGAACACCUUCCAACGCAAGGACGAGGUGCCUAUGCAGGUUCACCUUGCGUCGAGCCGAGAUGUGGCCAUUCUCCGCUCGAAAGAGUGGUUCCGCAUGGAUGAAAGUGAUGUCGAACUACUGGGCCAGACCUUGACUUUCCGCCUUCAGAGUUUGAUUCGCUUCAAGAACAAGACCGUCUUCAGCAACGUUCAGACUGUAGGUCAGGUGCUGCUGGAAUUGCCGACGAAGGAGGUCAUCCAGGUGGCUUCUGUGGAUUAUGAGGCAGGUACAUCUCAUGGAAAUCCCGUGAUUGAUUACCUCCAGCGCAAUGGUACUUCCAUCGAGCAGCCAGUUUACUUUGAGAACCCAAUCCCCCUUAGCGGCAAGACUCCGCUGGUCUUGCGUGCUCCUGCGUCCAACGAGACCUAUGCUCGUGUCUCGGGCGACUACAACCCCAUUCAUGUGUCCCGGGUUUUCUCCAGCUAUGCCAAAUUACCAGGCACCAUCACUCAUGGUAUGUACACAAGCGCUGCCGUUCGCAGCUACGUUGAAACCUGGGCCGCAGAGAACAACAUUGGGCGCGUGAGAGGUUUCCAUGUCUCGCUUGUGGGCAUGGUUCUACCCAAUGACAUCAUCACUGUCAAGUUGCAGCAUGUCGGCAUGAUUGCCGGUCGCAAGAUCAUCAAGGUUGAGGCUAGUAACAAAGAAACCGAAGAGAAGGUCCUUCUUGGCGAGGCCGAGGUGGAGCAGCCUGUUACUUCCUACGUGUUCACCGGACAAGGAUCCCAGGAGCAGGGAAUGGGUAUGGAACUCUAUGCCAGUAGCCCAGUUGCAAGAGAGGUCUGGGAUCGCGCAGAUCGUCACUUCAUCGAGAACUACGGUCUGUCAAUCAUCGAUAUUGUCAAGAACAAUCCCAAGGAACUUACCGUUUACUUCGGAGGCCCCCGAGGUAAAGCGAUCCGUCAGAAUUAUAUGUCAAUGACCUUUGAAACUGUCAACGCGGACGGGUCUAUCAAGUCGGAGAAGAUCUUCAAGGAAAUCGACGAAGAGACUACAUCCUAUACUUACCGCUCACCGUCGGGGCUCCUCUCUGCGACCCAGUUCACACAGCCUGCCCUUACAUUAAUGGAAAAGGCAAGCUUUGAAGACAUGCGUUCUAAGGGGCUUGUCCAAAGAGACAGCAGCUUUGCUGGUCACUCUCUUGGUGAAUACUCGGCCCUAGCAGCACUCGCUGAUGUCAUGCCCAUUGAAAGCUUGGUUUCAGUUGUCUUCUAUCGUGGAUUGACAAUGCAGGUAGCUGUGGAAAGAGACGAGCAAGGUCGCUCAAAUUACUCGAUGUGUGCCGUUAACCCGAGCCGCAUCUCCAAGACCUUCAAUGAACAAGCCCUUCAGUAUGUCGUAGAAAAUAUCUCAGAGCAAACUGGUUGGCUUCUGGAGAUUGUCAAUUACAAUGUUGCCAAUAUGCAAUAUGUUGCUGCUGGUGAUCUACGGGCGCUUGACUGUCUCACAAACCUACUCAACUACCUUAAGGCCCAAAACAUUGACAUUCCUGCUCUUAUGCAAAGCAUGUCCUUGGAGGACGUCAAGUCGCAUCUCGUCAAUAUGAUUGACGAGUGUGUGAAGCAAACAGAAUCCAAGCCUAAGCCCAUCUCGCUUGAGCGUGGCUUCGCCACCAUUCCCCUGAGAGGUAUCGACGUACCAUUCCACAGCACUUUCCUUCGAUCUGGUGUCAAGCCUUUCCGAUCAUUCCUGCUCAAGAAAAUCAACAAGACCACCAUUGAUCCCAGUAAGCUGGUUGGAAAAUACAUUCCCAACGUUACAGCAAGGCCAUUUGAGAUCACAAAGGAAUAUUUCGAGGAUGUCUACCGUCUCACAAACUCGCCCAGAAUCGCUCACAUCUUGACCAACUGGGACAAAUUCGAGGAGGGAAAUGAGAGCGCGGGUCGAAGCUAGAGAUUUAGAACGUUGUUAUAGUACAUAGGCUUUAUUCUUGUCAUCCACUUUAAUCCAGCUUAUAUUUUCCUGUUCCUG
Messenger RNA from Aspergillus aculeatus ATCC 16872, 6524 nucleotides. RefSeq names its product tetrafunctional fatty acid synthase subunit FAS1. Bases 186 to 6446 code for a protein of 2086 amino acids. NCBI's taxonomy places the organism in Eukaryota, Fungi, Ascomycota, Eurotiomycetes, Eurotiales, Aspergillaceae. Gene Ontology annotation, molecular function: [acyl-carrier-protein] S-acetyltransferase activity; fatty acid synthase activity; [acyl-carrier-protein] S-malonyltransferase activity. The transcript has 3 exons. The record is from RefSeq and is a predicted model, not a curated record. Gene Ontology annotation, biological process: long-chain fatty acid biosynthetic process. Gene Ontology annotation, cellular component: fatty acid synthase complex.